Molecule: messenger RNA, 849 nt
Organism: Trichoderma harzianum CBS 226.95
Lineage: Eukaryota; Fungi; Ascomycota; Sordariomycetes; Hypocreales; Hypocreaceae
Exons: 2
Coding region: 1-849 (282 amino acids)
Source: RefSeq, a predicted model, not a curated record
AUGUAUUAUGAAACAGCUUUGGAUCGUUGGAAAAGGUUCACUUACGUCGAGGAUCUCCCAGACGAACUCGGCCCCUUCCGCAAGCUGCUGGAAGAAUAUAGCAAAGUGCCCCCCAACGAAACUGAUGAACUCCUUGUUAGCACGCGUAAAAAGCUCUGGGAGGUAGCCAUGUAUCCGUGCAUUGGUCGAUGGAGCUUUCUCAAUUUGCGCAGCAUGCAAGACUCUCAUUUCAAGAUCGCAUUUGAUCGACUAAAACAGCCAAACGACCCUGAUACUGGGUCAAAUUCUGCAGAUACACUCCUUGAUAUUGGAUGUUGUAUUGGUCAAGUGCUUCGAAAGAUGGUGCACGAUGGAAUCGAGCCGAACCGGUUGUUCGGUACGGAUCUACACCCCGAGUUCAUUUCCAUUGGCACGGAGUUAUUCAAUGAUGAGGGAUGCGGCUUGACCUUCGUAGCUGGCGACUUGCUAGAUCCCGAGGACAAGGCUUUGGAUAAGUUGGAUGGCAAGAUCACACUCAUACAUGCGGCGAAUUUCUUCCAUUUAUUUACAUGGGAGCAGCAGGUGAAAAUUGGGGUGCGAAUAGUAGGAUUUCUAAAGCCUGGAACGAACGAUGCUCUGAUCUUCGGUAGGCAAAUUGGUACUCAUAGACCAAGAGAAAGAGACGGAAAAAAGAAAUCUUUCUUACACAAUCAGGAAAGCUUUCAGAAGUUGUGGGAUGAAGUCGGGAUGAAGACAGAGACUCGAUGGCGUGUGCAGGUGAGUAUCAGUGAAGAAAGGAGGGUGGAUAUUCCCGGAUUUGGGGAGGAAGACAGAUACACUCGGUUUGGUAUAUAUCAAUGUACAGUAUAG